UCGCUGCAUUUGAAACGAAGAAGACAUACUGGAAAUCAUACCAACAUGGCGGAAUGCAAAACAACCAACCGUGAUAAAUAUGACUCGCAUUCAGAUGCCGAAGCUCUAAAAUUAGCGGAUUUAUUUGACCGUGGGUGGAAGAUAUUUGAUGAGGUAGAUACUACAAACGAUCCCCUUUCUUCAAACAGUGUUCAGGUAAAAGUUAAACGUGCUAUUAAUAUGUUAGAGGAAACAUCCCGAAUGGCUUCCCAGGUGGAUUUAUUCAGUCCCAAUGAAGAGUUGGAGGAGAUUGCCACAGCCGACAUCAAAUAUCUGCUGAGCCCCGCUUUCUUAGGAGCCCUCACAAUGAAACUGACAGGUCGAGACAAAAGGUUAGAGAUAGUCCAAACAGCGCGGGCUUACUUUAUGGAUUUUCUGAAGAGAUGUAAAGACUACAACAUAGCACACUUUACUCUGCCUGAACCUGUGAAUGACAGCACACUUCCUGAUGAAGAAAUAGACAAUGCCCCCUCCACUUAUACGCCUCUGCCCAGUACAUCAAAUUUGGUUGCGAUGGCCACACAAAGACAAACUAAAAUUGAGCGAUACAGUCAGAGGAAAAUGCUGGAGGCCAGACUGUCAGAUGUGCGGACAUCCGUGGAGAGUGGACAGGCCGAUGAUGAAACCAGCAGAGAUUUCUACCUGCUGAAUAUCCGGAAAUGGGUCCUCUUGUGCCUGGAUGAAGUACAGAGCAUAGACCAGGAGAUGGAAAUACUGAAGAGUAUGGAUCAGAUGCAGCUUAGUGCUCCACAGCCUGCUAGACCGAGCAGACCCCCCAUGAAACCUUUCAUCCUUACCAAGGAUGCAAUGCAGGCUCAGGUGUUUGGGGCUGGUUAUCCCAGUUUAGCCACCAUGACAGUGGAUGACUGGUAUGAUCAGCACAAGAAACAUGGAGUCCUGCCAGAUCAGGGAGUUCCCAGAAGGGUUGCAGUUGAGGAGGGCACUUAUGGAAAGGAGUGUGAAGAAGAAGGAAAAGAGAAACAGUCUGAAAACGAUGAGUGUUUGAUGAAAUCCAGGAAGUGGGAUGACUGGAAAGAUGAUCAUCGCAGAGGGUAUGGAAACCGCCAAAACAUGGGCUAAUUGGUCUCAAACAUCAAGUGGCCAAACAUGCCAUCGUCUGUGGAUAUCCAUCAAUAAUUCUGAAACACUGUUGCUAUUUAUAGAUCAUCAUAACGUAUUGAGCAUUGUUUAAUGAUUGCGAGAUCUGCCGCUGAUUUGUUCAUGCUACAUUUUCAGUUUUUCGUCCCUUUAAGGGACUUGUUAAAUUAUUAAUGUCUUAAACUUUACUUUUAAUGGCUUGACUGAAUUGAACCUGUUUGUGAAAUGUGUACCAGAGUCUUGCCACAAAGUACAAACCCUUCAGUAAGACACAGUCAGCAGUUACAUUGUUUUUAUCCCACCAUUAAAAUUGUGUGGGUGGAGAGUCCAGAAUACCUCCAAGUGAGGCACUUAAGUUAUGUGAGAAAACAUAUGUCCAACCAAAACAUUAUGAAAUGCUUUUAUUUGUCGCAUUCACUAUGAAGUUUUGCCAAAAUGUUUUCUGUUAAAAUGCAAUUAAAUGAGAGUAAAUCACCAAAACAUUAUGAAAUGCUUUUGUCGCAUUCACUAUGAAGUUUUGCCAAAAUGUUUUCUGUUAAAAUGCAAUUAAAUGAGAGUAAAUCAGUCAA
Molecule: messenger RNA, 1706 nt
Organism: Syngnathoides biaculeatus (alligator pipefish)
Lineage: Eukaryota; Metazoa; Chordata; Actinopteri; Syngnathiformes; Syngnathidae
Gene: igbp1
Product: immunoglobulin (CD79A) binding protein 1
Exons: 3
Coding region: 46-1119 (357 amino acids)
Biological process (GO): regulation of signal transduction; regulation of dephosphorylation
Cellular component (GO): cytosol
Molecular function (GO): protein phosphatase 2A binding
Source: RefSeq, a predicted model, not a curated record